Messenger RNA from Bicyclus anynana (squinting bush brown), 7423 nucleotides. RefSeq names its product raf homolog serine/threonine-protein kinase Raf (gene raf). The record is from RefSeq and is a predicted model, not a curated record. Bases 264 to 2504 code for a protein of 746 amino acids. Gene Ontology annotation, biological process: signal transduction; protein phosphorylation. Gene Ontology annotation, molecular function: ATP binding; protein kinase activity. Lineage: Eukaryota; Metazoa; Arthropoda; Insecta; Lepidoptera; Nymphalidae. The transcript has 13 exons.
GUUUACGGUUAUUCGUCUAUGUCGACAUUCCUGAUUUCCUGAGUUUCCCAAAGUUUCGAAAUUUUUAUCCAUUUUACAAUUUUCAUUGAAACUUAAGUAGAUUUUGAAAAUAAUUUCUUACACUAUUAUCAUUUAGGUCAGAAAGAAAGUAUAGGUUUAUUUAAUCUGGAUAGAUUACGAUAAAAUGGCAACAAGCAUUGUGUAUCUGCUCUGCGCGAGUAUGCGCGAAGAAAAUUAAGAAAAAAGAAAAAAAAAGAAAAGAAAUGGCAGUUACUAGAGAGAAAGAAAAUUGUACAAGAAAAAUUAAUGGAAAUAUACCCGCAUUAUCGCUCAACAGUGCUAAUAUGUCGACGUCCACGGACAGUGACGACGUAGCCGACCCGACAUAUGAAAUUAGGAACAUUCAGAGCAUAAUAAACGUGACAAGGGAAAAUAUUGAUGCUUUGAACGCGAAGUUCGCAGGUUUACAGCACCCGCCGUCGCUGUACCUGUCCGAGUACCAGGAGCUGACGGCCAAACUGCACCACCUGGAGCUCAGGGAGCAGAAGCUUCGCGAGCUGCUGCAGUGCGACUCGCCAGACCGCAGCGAGGAGUACACCUGGCAGGACGAGUCCAAGAAGUAUGACACGCUGACGCGCCAGCCCAAGGUGUUCCUGCGGGCGCACCUGCCCAACCAGCAGCGCACCAGCGUGCAGGUGAAGGAAGGGGUGACACUGCGCGAGGCGCUGAUGAAGGCGCUCAAACUGAGGAACUUGACUUGUGAAAUGUGUGAAGUGGUUCGGACAGGCAACAAUGAUGUGAUACCGUGGGACAUUGACAUUACUAUGAUAGAUGCAGAGGAGGUGACAGUGCGCAUCCUGGACAAGCUGCCUGUGAUCUCGCACAUGUCGCACCAGUUCACCAGGAAGACAUUCUUCACGCUGGCCUUCUGCGAGUGCUGUCGGAGGCUGCUGUUCAACGGCUUCUACUGCUCGCAGUGCAACUUUAAAUUCCAUCAGCGCUGUGCUGACAAAGUGCCCAGUAUUUGCCAUCAGGGUAGACUGACAGACGCGUACUAUGCUGCCUUACUUGCGAAAAACCCAGAUACACAUCCCGGCUUCAUAUACCUGCCACAGAACUUUGGUUACCAUCAGAACAAGUCUGCCUCCCCGGCCAAGAAGAUGAAGGAGUUUGAUGUUGGCUGGCAGCAGCACCCGCGCUCGCUGAACCAGCAGGACCGCUCCAACUCGGCGCCCAACGUGUGCAUCAACAUGGUCCAGCGGCCGAUGACCCUCGCAGAGCACCAGCGGAAGCAGAACCAGAGUAACAACUCCCCACAGUCGUCAAACUACCUGACGUCGGGGCGACACAACAAAGACGACAAGGACAAAGGCGAACAACAGAGCCAGAGCACUCAGGCGUCGCCGACGGGCACUCUGAGGCCGCGGCGGGCGCGCGCGCGCUCGGCCGACGAGUCGUGGAAGCACGCCCUGUCUCCGCGCGAAAGCUACGACGACUGGGUCAUACACGCCGACGAGAUACUCAUCGGCGCACGGAUAGGGUCGGGCAGCUUCGGGACAGUGUACAAGGCGCACUGGCACGGGCCCGUCGCCGUCAAGACGCUCAACGUCAAGACUCCCACGCCUGCGCAGCUGCAGGCCUUCAAGAACGAGGUGGCAGUGCUGCGCAAGACGCGGCACUGCAACAUCCUGCUGUUCAUGGGCUGCGUGUCGAAGCCGUCGCUCGCCAUCGUGACGCAGUGGUGCGAGGGCUCGUCGCUGUACCAGCACCUGCACGUGCUGGAGACGCCGCUGCCGAUGCUGUACCUCAUCGACGUGGCGCGCCAGACCGCGCAGGGCAUGGACUACCUGCACGCCAAGAACAUUAUACACAGGGACCUGAAAUCAAAUAAUAUAUUCUUAAGAGACGACUGGUCGGUCAAAAUUGGCGACUUCGGACUUGCCACGGCCAAAGUGCGGUGGUCAGACUCGUCGACGCUGGGCGGCGUGCAGUGGCAGCAGCCGACGGGCUCCAUCCUGUGGAUGGCGCCGGAGGUGAUCCGCAUGGACGAGCCGGUGCCCUACACGUUCCGCUCCGACGUGUACGCGUACGGCGUCGUGCUGUUCGAGCUGAUGGCCGGCGAGCUGCCCUACAACCACCUCAACAACAAGGACCAGAUCCUGUGGAUGGUGGGGCGCGGGCUGCUGCGGCCGGACGUGCGGCGCCUGCGCCAGGACGCGCCGCAAGCGCUGAAGCGGCUGUUCGAGGACUGCAUCAAGUUCGACCGCGAGCAGCGGCCGCUGUUCCGGCAGAUCCUGGCGUCGCUGGAGUCCAUGCUGCGCGCCAUGCCCAAGAUCACGCGCAGCGCGUCGGAGCCCAGCCUCAGCCGGCAGCUGCACGCGUCGGACGACUACCUCAGCUACAGCUGCGCCUCGCCCAAGACGCCCGUCAACUUCCAGUUCAACACCGACACCAGCUUCCCCGCCUUCUAUGGCAUCCCAGUGCCUAACCAACGACACACAUAGUGGCGCGAGUGGCCGCCCUCCUGUGUCCGGUAUCUGCACUUGUUUAUACUCUACGCCACUUGUACGUCAUCCAUUGAAUUGCGGAUAUACAAUCAGUCAGUAACGUUUCUGUCAUCGGUUAUACUUAAUUUGCUACGCUGUGGCGUGGUGUGAACAACAAAUGAUUUGUACACUAUAGUUUGUUCAUUAUAGGAUGGUAUGAGUGAUAGGUCAACAGAUAUAAUAUAGCUUGGUAAAUUCGUUGAUGACACUCCCAUGAUAUGCGGGCGACGGGAGAAAGGACAUCGCGGGUGUGAAGUUGUGCGCGCGGGGCAUCGCUAGUGUUAAGAACGAUGCCAAGCUAUAGUAAUAUUUUCUUGUAAAAUGUUUUACGGUUACCAGCAGGUCUAGCAUUCAAUUAACGACAUAUUAUCUAGUGAAGAGAAAUAGACAAAAAGUGGACCAAUGCUGGCGGAGUUCUUCCAGUCUCUUUCGUCCCAACGCAAUGAUAAAUAGCUGUAUUUGCAGUUUUGUCGCUGUUGUUUGACGUUUGACUAUUUUUCUUUUAAUGAGAUAUAUUGUUGUUCGCUUGUUAGGCCUACUGCUUUGUUGUCAUAUAAAAAUGACAUUAGUAAAUUAUUUUACUUUAUAAAAAAUCUCCUCUUAGAAUUACAAAAAAAUCUUUGAUUUUUAUAGUUUUCCAACAUAUCUUUUUUUUUAAUUAUUUUUAUUGAUACCUAAAUUAUGGCUCCAGACCGUUAAUUGAUAUAUUUUACUAUUUGUUUUAAAUAACUACAACACAUACAGUCCUACAAUGAACACACUAUGGGUUGAUACCUCGUAACCGGACAAUGUCGACCAUUUGAUGUAUUAUUUAUUUCAACAUUGUAUAUAAUUUUUAGUCCAGUAAUCUUAAAUUAAAUGCUUCUUUUGCUUAAAAAUUUGAUUAGACAUUUGGAUUACACCCAUCUACAAUCAUUAUUGUGAGUCUCUUAACCAAGAAUUUCAGAUGGAUUCGGAACUUUUAUCCAUUACAGGAACUUUGAUUGCUAAAACCGCUUUGUAUUCCAUUAUUAUGGUUGUUUAUAAAUUAUUAAGUUCAAUUAUUAUUUGAAUAACGACCUACCACUGCGUUUUGAAAGUAAAACUUGGUAAAUAUUUACUGAGACAUCACAGUAUUGAUUGUCAAUACGGGUGUAAGACGAAUGCUGUGAAAACGCUGUGCGUGACAGAUAUGUGAUAAAACAAAUUGUAAAUUUAGGUUUUUAAUUUAAACGUUUUGACACAUUUUUAACAGAAAACUAUCACUCAGCCAAAUGACAAGUAUUCUUUGUGUGAUAAUCAAAAUGAGAGUGAUGAAUUUUCAAUGGACAUGAGCUGGAUGCUCGGGCUUCAUAUUUUGAUUGUUACUACUUUGAGAGCUUACGGAGAGAUUAACUUUAGCCCCAACAAAAAUAUGUAGUCUUUUAUAAGAGUUUUGGACCUGUCAAUGUCCAAUAUAACUUUAAAUAAUCAUGUCUUUAAAUAAUAAUAUUUAUUAAGUUGAUCCUCAACUUAAUAAAUCUUUUAAGACAUCAUCAUAUUGGUAUUGUCAACCUCCUGAAAUCUUUAAUUAGAUAAGUAUGAGUAACUUUUCAACAGUGCUAAUAAUAAACGAAUACUUAUUUAAAAAUAUUACAUAUUUUUACGGUCUCCGUGACGCAGUAGUAUGCGCGGUGGAUUUACAAAACUGAGGUCCUGGGCCUGGUUCAAUCCCCGGCUGGGCAGAUUGAGAUUCUCUUAAUUGGGAGGCUUCGGCUGUGGCUAGUUACCAUCCUACCGGCAAAGACAUACCGCCAAGCAAUUUAGCGUUCCGGUACGAUGCCGUGUAGAAACCGAAAGGGGUGUGGAUUUUCAACCUCCUAACAAGUUAGCCCGCUUCCAUCUUAUACUGCAUCAUCACUAACCAUCAGGUGAGAUUGUAGUCAAGGGUUAACUUGUAAAGAAAACUAAAAAAAAAACAAACACAAUUUAACCAUGUGAUUCGUAGUCCCUUCAUAAGUUCUCAUUGUAUGAGGAAUCGACAAAUUUAGACACGUAUCUUGAUGCAACUGAUAGUUCGUAAGAGGCUGUAAAUAUUGUAAUCGUAAGCGAUAUACGACAUCCGUGUUAUAUUAUCUGUGCCGUUAGUGUGGAUUUACAAGUGGACAGACAAACAUCCGACGUUUAGUAUCGACCAAACGUGACGGUGACGUCACAUCUGCAGAAAGGACGGGCUGGCAUAAUAGACCCAUCGCUUUUUUUUUUCUCGAAAUCCCAGUGCUCUACGAUAGUGUUAGGUAUUAGGACACAGAUGAACUGGAAUUGUCAAAUAAUAUGGUCCCCAAUGUGUCAUUAACGAAUUUUUUGUUUGUUAUUAACGAUUUUUUUUUUUGUUUGUCAAUAACGAAUUUUUUGUUAAUGAAACACGGCUAAAACUCACGUGAUAUUAGGUCGGAGUAUGCCCGACUAAUUUCGAACCCAUACGGGGCCCUUAGUCAUGAGCUUAGCCUUAGGUUCGAAACUAGUUGGGCAUAGAACCUAAUAUCACGUGAGUUUUAGUCGUGUUUCAUAAUAUAUUAAUAUGAAUAACAAAUUUUUUGUUUGUCAUUAACGAAUUUUUUGUUCGUCCAAGUGUCUAUCUGUGUGUAUGUGUCCCAUACAUAAUAUUUGCAUCAUGCGCCGCGAUUAAAAAAAAAUGGUUGAUUAUGCCAGCUGCCGUAUAAAAAAGUUUGAACCCCAUACAGAUCGAGUCGUCGUCAAUUUGUCAACUUGACAACUCGCACUAGAGGCUCCGGACGCUUUAAAUAAAUGUUUGUUACAAAUUCAUGGUACAUUUGUGAUCCUUAAUUUACACAUUUUUGUCUUUAUAGUGUAAUUUGUAAAUUAACCGCCGAGCCACCUCUUUGUCGCAUAACUAAUUAACAAGACAAUACCAAAAGUGUAAACUAAAUUGACAUCUGUAAAAAUAGUGUACUACAUUAGCUGUCAAUUUAGUGUAUAGUGAAUAGCCUUAGUGGCUUUUGAAACACUCGUGUCUCAUAGACCAGUAUUAGUAGAGGAUCCCAAUUAGAAAUGACCUUCACCCAUUUGUUUAAUGGAUGAAAGUAUAUAUAAAAUUGAACUUGUUAAACAAAUUAUAGCGAAUAGUAGCCAUAAAAAUCCUGGCCAAACUAUUACUAAAGUCGCAAAGCUUUGGUAACAACUAUGAUCCUUGCAGCUACAAUCCAGAAAAUCAAUACAAGUAAAACCUACUCGCAAUAUGUUUUUAACAUACUAAACUUGAUAUAAAAUACUUUUCAUAUUAAAUAGAUGGGUGAAGGUCGUUUCUAAUUCCGCUCUUGGACUUAAUAUCUCAUGCGAUAAAGUUGUGCUCCUACAUUGAGGCUGCUUUCUGGUUGAUACAUUUGAGGGGAAAAUUUCAAGUAAACGUGUAGAAACUGAAAGGGUUGUGGAUUUCAUCCUCCUCCUAACAAGUUAGCCCGCUUCCGUCUUAGAUUGCAUCAUCACUUACCAUCAGGUGAGAUUGUAGUCAAGGGCUAACUUGUAAAGAAUUGAAAAAAAAUACCUGUCGUAAUCCUUUUCACAACGAAUUUUAGUUUUGUAAAACCUAUCAAAUUUGGGUUAAAUUGUUUAACUAUAUCUGUUCUUAAUGUCAUUGGCGGACUUUUUUUUUUUGGAAAAAAUUUGAUUGAUAUAUGAAAACAUUUUAUUUGUCUUGAUUAUUAUUGGUUGUGGUUGUAUUAUAUUAUUUAUAACUAGUUGAUGCCCAAUGACAAAAUGACAUAUGUAUGUAUGCUUAGAUGAAAUGUUGUAUGUUUGCUUGAAACUUUGCACAGGUAAAGACAUCAGAAAGUGGCCCAUUGAAAAUGUGAAAAUAGUGUCAUAACUUCAUUUUUAAACCAGUAAAUUAGUGCCUUUAAAUAAUUGAAAAUUUCGAAAUUAAACUAUUUGUAUUCACUCGUAUGCAAUAGAUUGACAAAUAGAUCACUAUCUGAGGGUGUGGUCGUAAGAUACGGUAGUCGUAUUCUUGGCGUUACGAUGGAAACACACUUUACAAGCGGCCAGAACUUGACACUUAGUUUUUAAGGAUGUAUAUCGAAAAUGUAACCCACGUUUACUUCUAUCGUACCAACGCGUCCAUUUCCUCGAUGCUUUUAGGAGACAUUAAAAAUAAUUAAUAUAAUUCUCAUUUCGAAAUUUGAUCGCAAGUUGUAUUACCGACGACGAUGAUAUACCUGCUGAUUCGGCUGCACACAAUACAUAUGUAUCCUCGUUAUAGUACGCGUUAGCUUCGCCAAGCGAUUUAGCGUUCUGGUACGAUGCCGCGUAGACGAGGUAAAUAUAUCGUACUCCUUUCAAGUUUGCGCGUUAUUAAGUAUUAUGAUGAAAUUUUGUGUUCAGCCAAAUUAGUAAGUUUAAAUAAAAAACAAAGAUCAAAGGAAAGUGAUAUUGCUUACAAACGCGAGCUCACUCUAUAAUGUUGUGUGUAUUUUUGUCUAAUUUAAUCCAUUUGCGGUAUUUUAAAAUCUAAAAUAUUUCAACUCUAUUAUUUAUUAUUCUGUGUACAGUGUAUUAUUUUCCUUUGCUCUAUGUUUGGAAGGUGAUACUUAAUGGUCAUGACGCAUAAUAAUGUUAAAAAGUAUUAUUUGUAUAAAUUAGUUAGAUCCCAAGCUUGGGUCAUCGGAGUGUAAGGACAGGGGCGCACUUUGAACACGAGAUGCCACCUUCAAUGUGUUGGACAACACAGCGUCGCGUGUUUUAAGUGUGAUUCCAUCUUAAGUAAAAUGAAGGGUCAUUGUAAAUAAAUUAUUGUAAUUACUCUAGCUUAAUGUCGGUUUAAGAACCUUGUGUAUACAUUAUUAUCAUAAUUUUACUGCAUAACUAUUGUAAGGAACACAAUAAAUUAUUGUUUCAAUUUA